This is a messenger RNA of Mauremys reevesii (Reeves's turtle), 3712 nucleotides long. RefSeq names its product euchromatic histone lysine methyltransferase 2 (gene EHMT2). Gene Ontology annotation, cellular component: nucleus. The transcript has 27 exons. Bases 57 to 3656 code for a protein of 1199 amino acids. Lineage: Eukaryota; Metazoa; Chordata; Testudines; Geoemydidae. Gene Ontology annotation, molecular function: histone methyltransferase activity; zinc ion binding; protein-lysine N-methyltransferase activity. The record is from RefSeq and is a predicted model, not a curated record.
AGCCGAGGGCGGCGCUGGUGGCGGAGAAGGAGCCGGGAGAGAAAGGUCAGCAUCCCAUGGGGCAGGUGCCCCCCCGGGACCUCCCCACCGGUGCCGCGCUCCCGCCGAGGGCCCUGGGGCCGGAGGAGAAGUGGAAGCCGGGACGGGAGGGGGAGAGCAGUGGGGGAGGGGACGGGGAGAGUCCCCCCACAGAGAGGAACAGCGGGGACGAGGUGGUGAGGACCCAGGUGUCCGGGAGCCCCAAGGAGGUGGCUGGAGCGUCACCCGAAGAGGAGGGGACCCCAGCAACUGUGAUGGUCACACCCGGCUCAGGGAGCAAGGGGCUGCCAGGCCACGCCAGCAAGACGCUGCCCUCCUCGCCCAGCAAGGCCGGGGGGGGGCCGAGCCGCGCCAAGAUGUCGCUGACGGGCACCAGCAAGUCGCCCCCGUCGGUGCAGAGCCUGGCCAUGCGGCUGCUCAGCCUGCCCGGCGCCCGCCUGCCCCUGGAGGGGGGGCCCGCGGGGGAGCCCUCGCCCCCCGCCCCCCCGGACCCCAAGCCCAAGGUCCACCGGGCCCGCAAGACCAUGGCCAAGCCCAGCAACGGACAGGUCCCCGAAAAGCGAGUCUCUGAGAUGCUGCAUUUCCGAGUCUCUGACGACCUGCGGAGCAUCGAGGAGCCAGAGCCGGCCAAGCGGCAGAAGCUGGACUACAGGACGGAUUCGAUUCACAAGCGGCUCCCGUCCUCCCUGCACAGAUCCAGCCCCCGGGCCAGCACCGAGAUCACGGUGACGGAGGAAAUGGCGGCUCCGCCCAGCGAGUCCCGCCCCCUGGGGGACCCCUCGGGGGCCCGGGGUGCGGGGGGGCCCCUGGAGGAGUGGGAGACCGAGGUGGGCGAGGACUUCAGCCUUUUCUACGACAGCUACUCCGUGGACGAGCACGGUGACUCGGACAGCAAGUCGGAGGCCGACAGGGCAGGGGAACAAAUGAGUGAGGAAGAGGAGGAGGAGGAGGAGGAGGAGGAAGAGGAUGAAGAAGACGAAGAAUCCGGGACCAUGUCGGACAGGAGCGCGUCCAGCACCAAGCGCAAGGCCAAGAAGCGCUGGAAAAACGACAGCCCCUGGGUGAAACCGUCCCGCAAACGCAAGAGGAAGGAGGCUCGGCCCAAGGACGGGCGAGGUGUCACCGGGGUCCCCGCGGCCGGGCACAGCGAGUACACGGAGGUGCCGCUGGGGUGUCUGGAGCUGCCCGGCGAGGGGGCGCUGUCCCCCAACAACGCAGGCGUGUCCAGCAGGCAGGCUCGCUGGAGACCGGCGCCGAGAGCUGCCCCUCUGCUCCUGCCGCAUGGAGGCCCCCAAGAUCGAGCGGCUCAGCGAGGCCGCCCGCAGCCACUGCAUGGCCACCGAGCGCGCCGGCGGCGAGCUGAGUGGCUGUGGCUCCAGCGUGCUGAAGCGGGAGACCAUGCGCCCGUCCAGCCGGGUGCCCCUCAUGGUUCUGUGCGAGUCCCAUCGCGCCCGGAUGGUGAAACACCACUGCUGCCCCGGCUGCGGGCACUUCUGCACGGCCGGCACCUUCCUGGAGUGCCACCCCGACCUGCGGGUGACCCACCGGUUCCACAAGGGCUGCGUGUCCCAGCUCAACGGGCUGAUCUUCUGCCCGCACUGCGGCGAGGACGCCUCGGAGGCCCAGGAGAUCACCAUCGCCCGGGCCGACACCUCCACCUCCACCCCGCCCCGCCCGGCCAGGAGCCCCCCGACGCCCCCGGCCGCGCCGACACCACCCAGCCCAGCGCCCGGAUGCGGGGGAAGGGCGAGGGACGCCUGGUCCCCCAUGACCCACUGGCCGACGGGAUCGACAGCUCCGGGGGGCCCGUGCUGACCCUGCCGUCGGGCGCCGCCAUCUCGCCACUGGGGCUGGGCCCGGGGCCGGGCCGCGAGCAGCUCGAGAAGGCCUUGAUCGUGCAGGAGGCCGAGAGGCGGAAGAAGCUGCGGUUCCACCCCCGCCAGCUCUACCUCUCCGUCAAGCAGGGCGAGCUGCAGAAGGUGCUGCUGAUGCUGCUGGACAACCUGGACCCCAACUUCCAGAGCGACCAGCAGAGCAAGCGCACCCCGCUGCACGCCGCCGCGCAGAAGGGGUACCUGGAGAUCUGCCACGUGCUGCUGCAGGCUGGCGCCAACAUCAACGCGGUGGACAAGACGCGGCGGACGCCGCUCAUGGAGGCCGUGGUGAGCAACCAGGUGGAGACGGCGCGGUACAUCGUCCGCCGGGGCGGCUGCGUCUACAGCAAGGAGGAGGAUGGUUCGACCUGCCUCCAUCACGCGGCCAAGUGCGGGAACCUGGCCAUGGUCUCUCUGCUGCUGGCCACGGGGCAGGUGGACGUCAACGCCCAGGACAACGGCGGCUGGACCCCCAUCAUCUGGGCUGCGGAGCACAAGCACAUCGAGGUGAUCCGCAUGCUGCUGACCCGCGGCGCCGACGUCACCCUGACAGACAACGAGGAGAACAUCUGCCUGCACUGGGCCUCCUUCACGGGCAGCGCGGAGAUCGCCGAGGUGCUGCUGAACGCGCAGUGCGACCUGCACGCCGUGAACUGUCACGGGGACACGCCGCUGCACAUCGCCGCCCGCGAGAGCUACCACGACUGCGUCAUGCUGUUCCUGUCACGAGGGGCUGACCCCGAGGUGCGGAACAAGGAGGGUGACUGCCCCGUGGACCUGACGCUGGAGAACUCCGAGGUCUGGUUCGCUCUGCAGCUGAACCGCAAGAUCCGGCAGGGCAUCCUGAACCGGGCGCUGCGGACCGAGCGCAUCAUCAGCAGGGACGUAGCCCGCGGCUACGAGAACGUGCCCAUCCCCUGCGUCAACUCGGUGGACGAUGAGCCGUGUCCCGACGACUAUAAAUACAUCUCGGAGAACUGCGAGACCUCCACCAUGAACAUCGACCGCAACAUCACACACCUGCAGCACUGUACCUGCCAGGACGAUUGCUCCUCCAGCAACUGCCUGUGCGGCCAACUCAGCAUCCGCUGCUGGUACGACAAGGAUGGGCGCCUGCUCCAGGAAUUCAACAAGAUCGAGCCGCCCCUCAUCUUCGAGUGUAACCAGGCGUGCACCUGCUGGAGGAACUGCAAGAACCGGGUCGUCCAGAGCGGCAUCAAGGUCCGACUGCAGCUCUACCGGACGGCCAAGAUGGGCUGGGGGGUGCGAGCCCUUCAAACCAUCCCCCAAGGGACCUUCAUCUGCGAGUACGUGGGGGAGCUGAUCUCCGACGCGGAGGCCGACGUGCGGGAAGAUGACUCGUAUCUCUUUGAUCUGGACAACAAGGACGGCGAGGUGUACUGCAUUGAUGCCCGUUACUACGGCAACGUGAGCCGGUUCAUCAACCACCUGUGCGAGCCCAACAUCAUCCCGGUGCGAGUGUUCAUGCUGCACCAGGACCUGCGCUUCCCCCGCAUCGCCUUCUUCAGCAGCCGCGACAUCCGCGCCGGCGAGGAGCUGGGGUUCGACUACGGGGACCGGUUCUGGGACAUCAAGAGCAAAUACUUCACGUGCCAGUGCGGGGCGGAGAAGUGCAAACACUCGGCCGAGGCCAUCGCGCUGGAGCAGAGCCGUCUGGCCCGCCUGGAGGCGCACCCCGAGCUGCUGCCCGACGUGGGGGGGCUGCCCCUGCUGGGCCCCUGAGCCCCCCCCCCCCGGGGACCCCCCCGGUUCCUGCCCCUGCUGGGCCCCUGAGCCCC